Microcebus murinus (gray mouse lemur) is the source of this 673-nucleotide messenger RNA. Lineage: Eukaryota; Metazoa; Chordata; Mammalia; Primates; Cheirogaleidae. The record is from RefSeq and is a predicted model, not a curated record.
AUGGUUAUUAAACUUUCAAAGAAAGCUGUUAAAGACAUCAACUAUUACAAAUACCAUUUGUAUUUCAAUAAAUGGUUUCAACGGAUUACCUCACCACCUCCGGCUCCUCCUCUGCACCUUGACGGCCCGCGAACCCCACCCUCUCUCCCUCCGGGGGAGACGCUGAGACCACCCCCCGCUCGCUCUCUCACACCCCAACCUCGCGAACGGAGCGCCCACGGGUGCGCACUGGGCGCCAGCCAGCACUCCCAGAAGGCUCCGCGGCGCGGCCGUAGCAACGCGCGGGUUCCAGUAAGCCAGGUCCGCGGUCCCGGCCUCCUCACGCCCCGGCCGGCGCUGCACGGCCUUCCGGCGCUGGACUACAUUUCCCAGAGCCACCGCUUCCGGAACACCGCCCCAUUGCCGUCUGCUCGCGAGAUUUGCGGGCCUCGUGUCGGAAAAGGCCGCUUCCGUGGAGGGGUUCGGCUCCGCGCCGCAGGGCUCGCGAGCUCGCUGUCGGGCUUGGAACCAGGCGCCAGAUCUUGGAGUCUGGCGGAACUGCACGUCUGUGGGAGUGAGCGUGCCCGUAGUGCCAGGGCGGAAAUGUUUGGAGGGAGCGUCGCUGGAACUGCGUAUGUGGCCGCAUCUCCGGCUUGAGACUGGGUCUCACUCAGGCUGGUUUUGAACUCCUGAC